AUGGCUAUUGACUGCCAUCUGCCGGUCAUUGAUAGAGUGAAGUUUAAUUACAAAGAUUUGAAAUGGCUGAUGAUGAGUUUGAGGCCGACGACUAAAUUUAACAUGAUAAAUGUAUUUGUUUGUAUCAUUAGUGUUGUGGAUGACUUCGAUGAUGUUGAGGACGAUGAUAAUAUUGAGCUAGAGCAGCAAGAAGACGAAGGAGAGAAUUUUGAGCUCGUUGCAGCGGGUGAAGCGUCGGGUAGUGUUCAGAAAAAUAAAAGAAUAACAACCGGUUAUAUGACUAAAUACGAAAGAGCAAGAAUAUUAGGUACAAGAGCUUUGCAAAUAUCAAUGUGUGCUCCUGUCAUGGUCGAAUUAGAGGGCGAGACCGAUCCUUUACAAAUAGCGAUGAAGGAAUUAAAGCAUCGCAAAAUUCCAAUUAUUAUUCGUCGUUUUUUACCAGAUCAUAGUUACGAAGACUGGGCCAUUGAUGAAUUAAUUAUUAUUGAUCACUAAAUUUAAGAAAAUAGGAUAUACUCUAUUUAUUUUAUUA
Ceratosolen solmsi marchali is the source of this 532-nucleotide messenger RNA. RefSeq names its product RNA polymerase II subunit RpII18 (gene RpII18). The transcript has 4 exons. Gene Ontology annotation, cellular component: RNA polymerase I complex; nucleus; RNA polymerase II, core complex. Gene Ontology annotation, molecular function: DNA binding. Gene Ontology annotation, biological process: transcription by RNA polymerase I; tRNA transcription by RNA polymerase III; transcription by RNA polymerase II. Bases 1 to 495 code for a protein of 164 amino acids. The record is from RefSeq and is a predicted model, not a curated record. NCBI's taxonomy places the organism in Eukaryota, Metazoa, Arthropoda, Insecta, Hymenoptera, Agaonidae.